Molecule: messenger RNA, 11759 nt
Organism: Phascolarctos cinereus (koala)
Lineage: Eukaryota; Metazoa; Chordata; Mammalia; Diprotodontia; Phascolarctidae
Source: RefSeq, a predicted model, not a curated record
CUCAGCUAGCUGUCAAGAGAUAGGUGGGGGGCUACCUAAGUUUAGGGCUGUGAAUGUGGGCACCACCUGGCAUCAAAUAAUGUUGACUUAAUCACUCUUGUGUAGUUAAUAACACUGAUAGGAGGGGGGGCAGGUUUGGAGGAAGGAGAGUCAUAGGGAAACUCUUGUUGAGUUUUGUUUUCAUGUUCCUUGGUCACCAGGGUUUGUAGAGGGCACAUUGCAGCAAUGAUGUUAUGGUUGAAAAGGCUAAAGAAAUUAUCUUGGAUUUAAAGUGGAUUAAGAGUAAAAGGGUUGGUACAGUAGGCCUCACUAGACUUAGCUGCAACUCAGAAUUUCUCCUUCAACAACUGAGUAAAUGCUGAUGGUCUUUGUGGAAUGUGGAUUAAAAGUUCGGGCUAAGUUCUCAAAAUUCCAAUUAAGAAGCGGAGAAAAAAUUUUAAAAACUGUCUCCUUCAAAGUUUGUCACAACCAACACCAUCAAGACAGCAAAUCAAAGGACAAAGACUUUGACCUGCUAAAUUACUAUAUUUAGUCCAGUCCACGUAUGGUAUAAAGACUUGGCUGGGGGGACCAAAAAGUAAAGUUGAACACAUCUGUCAUUGGAAGCUGUUGACUUAACAAAGUGACCAAAAUGAGGGCCGUGCUGGAGACAGCAGACAUUGCCAUUGUGGCCCUAUACUUUGUGCUGGUCAUGUGCAUUGGUUUUUUUGCCAUGUGGAAAUCCAAUAGAAGCACCGUGAGUGGAUACUUCCUGGCAGGGCGCUCUAUGACCUGGGUAGCUAUUGGUGCCUCUUUAUUUGUGAGCAAUAUUGGGAGUGAACACUUCAUUGGGCUGGCAGGAUCCGGAGCUGCAAGUGGAUUUGCUGUAGGUGCAUGGGAAUUCAACGCCUUAAUGCUUUUGCAACUUCUGGGAUGGGUAUUCAUACCAGUCUACAUCCGGUCAGGGGUGUACACCAUGCCUGAAUAUUUAUCCAAGCGUUUUGGUGGCCAUAGGAUUCAGGUCUAUUUUGCAGCCUUGUCUUUACUUCUAUAUAUUUUCACCAAGCUUUCGGUUGAUCUGUAUUCAGGUGCCCUCUUUAUCCAGGAGUCUUUGGGUUGGAACCUUUACUUAUCUGUGAUCCUGCUGAUUGGAAUGACUGCUUUGCUGACUGUAACUGGAGGCCUUGUUGCUGUCAUCUAUACAGAUACACUUCAAGCUUUGCUCAUGAUCGUUGGGGCACUUACACUUAUGGUUAUCAGCAUGAUGGAGGUUGGUGGGUUUGAGGAAGUUAAGAAAAGGUACAUGUUGGCGACGCCUAAUGUGACCUCAAUCUUGUUGACUUACAACCUUUCCAACAUGAAUUCUUGUAAUGUCCAUCCAAAACCAGAUUCCCUGAAAAUGUUGCGUGAGCCAACAGAUGAAGAUGUUCCUUGGCCUGGAUUCAUUCUUGGGCAGACCCCAGCAUCGGUGUGGUAUUGGUGUGCCGACCAGGUUAUUGUGCAAAGGGUCUUAGCUGCCAAAAAUAUCGCACAUGCCAAAGGCUCCACUCUGAUGGCUGGCUUCUUAAAGCUUCUGCCUAUGUUUAUUAUAGUGGUCCCAGGGAUGAUUUCAAGGAUAUUAUUUGCAGAUGAUAUUGCUUGCAUCAACCCAGAGCAUUGUAUGCAAGUCUGUGGCAGCCGAGCUGGAUGCUCCAACAUUGCUUAUCCACGCCUAGUGAUGAAACUGGUACCUGUGGGCCUGCGGGGGCUGAUGAUGGCUGUAAUGAUUGCAGCACUGAUGAGUGAUCUCGACUCAAUAUUUAACAGUGCCAGUACCAUAUUCACCCUUGAUGUGUACAAGCUCAUUCGCAAAACAGCAAGCUCCAGAGAGCUAAUGAUUGUGGGGAGAGUUUUUGUGGCCUUCAUGGUAGUGAUCAGCAUUGCUUGGGUGCCAAUCAUUGUGGAGAUGCAAGGGGGCCAGAUGUAUCUUUAUAUUCAAGAAGUGGCUGAUUAUCUGACACCCCCAGUGGCAGCUCUUUUCCUUCUGGCCAUUUUCUGGAAGCGUUGCAAUGAACAGGGGGCAUUUUACGGUGGAAUGGCUGGCUUUGUUCUAGGAGCUCUUCGCUUGAUCCUGGCAUUUACCUACCGUGCCCCAGAGUGUGACCAACCUGAUGAGAGGCCAGCCUUCAUAAAGAAUAUCCAUUAUAUGUAUGUGGCUACAGCUUUGUUUUGGGUCACAGGACUCAUUACUGUGAUUGUCAGCCUUCUCACACCACCUCCUACCAAGGAACAGAUCCAUACUACCACUUUCUGGUCUGUAAAAGUCCCAGACAAGAAAGAGAGCAUUCCACGAGAGGACCCAUACAAAAUGCAGGAGAAGAGCAUCCUGAAAAGCAGUGAGAACCCUGAGGGUACCAACCACAUUGUUCCUAAUGGAAAGUCUGAAGAGAACCUUAAGACUGUGCAACCGGAGGAUAUCACUUUGAUGCCAUGCAGAGAAGAGAGCAACCCAGUGUCUUCUCUAAGUCAUUCUGAGGCCGAGACACCAGUAGACUGUUACUCCAAUGGGCAGGCAGCUCUCAUGGGUGAGAGGGAGCAAGAGAAGGAGAUUGAGGGUAGACACCAGUACUGGAAAUUCAUAGACUGGUUCUGUGGUUUUAAAAGUAAGAGCCUAAACAAAAGAAGCCUCAGAGAUGUGAUGGAGGAGGAGGCUCUUUGUUUGCAAAUGUUGGAAGAGACUCCCAAAGUUAAGUUAACACUAAACAUUGGACUCUUCGCUGUCUGUUCACUUGGAAUCUUCAUGUUUGUUUAUUUUUCUCUGUGAACUUUUAAGGGGAUGGUGAGACGCUAGUUUGUGAGGAUACUUUCUUUGGGAAAAAAAAUUAUCUGUAACUGUUGCAUCUCUCAGGCAUUGUUUGUUCUGAGGUUUUAGCCAAAUUUUACUUAGCAAAAAAAAUCAUCUAUUUGGAAGACUUUUUAAUCUACCCAGAGUUGAACAAAAAUAAUACUCUUCAGUUUAAAUGAAGCAAAACUUUUUUUUAGCCUCCUCAGUUGUACAAAUGAAAUUAAAUUUUUCCUUCAAUACCAAAGUAAAGAAAAUGGUUUUAUCUUAAUGUUAUACUAUGAGAGAACCUAGACCAGCUACCAGUGGGACCUUUAAAGCAGAAUAAAUUUAUUUUACAGUACUUUGAACAGAUGUAUAGUAUACGCUGCCAAGUCUGGGUAGGAUUUUUCACACCUCAGAGGACAAGAUGCAUUCAAAUGUAAUUCUCUUGCAUCUUCUUACCUGUUUCCCCCACCCCCAUUCAAUUUUUCUAAAAAAAAAAAAGAUUCUUAUUGCACAAUCAAGUUUUGCUAUAAAACUAUUUAUUGGAGUUCUAUGGUAAGUCCAUCAGAAUAAGUUAGCCAGUUUUAUUGCCAGAAUUUGUAAGCCAAGAGUCUUUGUGAAAAGAAAGGAAAACUUUUCCUAUAGGUGUUCUUGUAUCAGCUGCUAUAACAGGAUUUUGAGAAUAACUUCAUGUUCUAGUUUCUUUUCUUUAUUUUCCUCUUUCAUUCCAUACAAAAAAUGGGCACUUGCAAAUUGUCACCAUGCCUUUCCCGUAAGGGAAAAUGGGUGAGAGAACGUGAAUGAUACGGUUUGAGCACUAUUACUGAGACAACUCAGAACCUAAGUCUUGUUGACAAGUUGGUUGACUUUCAUCUCUGAAGAGGAUGGAAAACAUUUCUGUGAUGGCAUGCUUUGAGGAGAGCCCUCUUCUUGUAUUGGAGAUGCUCCCCUUGGAGGAGCUGGCUUGACAUGGCCUGGCUUCUGUCUAGCUUCGAUAACUGAGAUGAGAGUUCCAUGUCCUAUGCCCAUUAGUAGGGAAGUCACAAGCUGGCUACCUUGGUUGAGGGUGGCAUAAAAGCACACAGAGCAAAUUCAUAAUUACUCUCUCUUACUGAAUCCUGUAUAGCUAUAUAGGUCUUCAGUCACCACAUCUUUAGAAAAAAAAAAAAGUGGAACACUUCUACUCCCUUUAGAUUUUUAUCAAAACCAUAUAACUUAAAUGUUACCAACUUCUUAAAACUUCUGGCUUUCAGUCAACCAUGAACCGUUAACUUAAAAGAUUUUUGUCUCUAGACUAAUCUUACUAUGUUGGACUACUACUAAUUGAUCCAACCAUGAUUAAUUUUAAAAUUUAUCUGAUAGCAAAAUGUCUUCCCAUCCCCACAGGGACUUUGUAGAGGAUGUCUGUGGUUUAUAAUAAUUCCUUGUAUUAAUAGCAUGUCUUUAUGGAGUGCCUUGUGAACAUUAUUGAAUUCAUUCUACAUGUUUAUACUCUUGGGAUAAAUAAGAAGGGGUCAGCCUUAUUUAUCCAAGAUACCAAGUUGGCCAGGUCUCCAACUUGUGUUUUGCCCAUUAAGAUAUACUUUUCUAAAGACGAAAUUCUCUGUGUCUGUUGAAAGGUAUGAUUAAAAAGUUAGGAGUUUUUUGAUAACUUUUAAGAAAUGUUGUAAUGUAAAGAUUUGUCCUAAUUUAAUUUUCUUUGGUAGCUUAUCGUAUUGUAGUGUGAAUUAUCUGUAUGCUGACUUGCAUGAUAUUGGUGUCAUUUUACCCCACUGAUUUAGAAGCAAUUGUUUUUUAACAUAUUUUAAUUUUUUUUUCUGAAGAAUGAAAUUUAGAACCAUUGGUUCUCAUCUCCCUCUAGUUGUCUUAAUUGGUUAUUAUACAAAUAAUAGCAUCUGUGUGUGUAUACAUACAUAUAUAAAUAUAUCUAUAUCUAUAUAUCUAUAUAUAUAUAUAUAUGCAUAUAUAUAUAUAUCUUAAACCUGGGCUAAUGGUUAUGAGUCAGGAAAGCUGUCAAAUUUGUGGUCAACUAAAACUAUCUGUUACUUUAAAUUGAAAACCCUGAUUAUUGCCAAGACUAUUUUUCAGCCAGAAAUAAUAACCUUCAGUAUCAUAAGUUAUUUAUGACUUGCAGACAAAAAUUUCUUAACAUAUUCUAUAGGAUUACUUGGAAAGAGGCGUGGACUAUUUUUAGUAAAAUACUUCUAAUGAUACAGCCAAAUAGGCAUCUCUUUAUAGACAUCAGUGUGCACAUUGUUGUUUGUUAUUUUAGGUUAAGGUUCAUAUUUGGUUUAUAGUAACAGGAAUCAAAGCUACUAAGAAUCAAAGUGAGGGAAAUGAAUGGAUUUGUUCUGCAAAGAUGAAAAGAAUUCUAUUAGCUGUCCCAUGGUCCGAGUUAUUUUGAUGUUUUUAGGUAAUUAUCUUCAUACUCCCAAAUGGGCAGGGUUAAUAACUCUCUACCCUGGAGUGACUACCUCAGCCCUUCCCCCCCCUUCCCCCCCAAGGCAACUCAUCAGUCUCCUACUUUAGAUAGGAGAAAUUCGGGUUCUGAAGGACUCUUUAGAGUUGGCAAUGCUGACAGUUUUUUGUAUCCUUUAGCCAUUCAUUUUGUAGCCAAAACCCCUUUUGCAUUUGGCUGCCAUGAUACAUUCUCUCUGUUGCAAAGAGUCUGUGGUUUCUCAAUGAAAGGGGUUGUUGCAACAGUCUGUCAAGGUGACCCAUGGUUGCAGCUCCUAGGGAUGGUCCCAUGUUUUUCAUAGAGCACUCUUAGAAUGUAACUUUUUAGAACUGGAAUGGAUGUUCGAGAUGGUCUAGCUUACGUUUCUACUUGCUUCUUUAUUCUUCAGUUGAGAUAGUUGAGGCUGGGAGAGAUUUAAUGAUGUGUCCUUACAAGCUAGAGCCAUUCCAAUGAGUUUUCUUUUCUGUUAUGCCACACUACUUUUAACUAUUUUACAAAGAAUCAACUGCUAUUUGCAGCUCAGUUUUUCUACCAUUGUCUCUGUGGUCCAGCUGUGUUCAUGACUACUUACAGAAAAGCAUGGUCUUUUCCAUUUUGGGGUAUAUUGGCAGCUUUUACAAUUUUUUCCUCUUCCCUACUAGCUAUACCAAGGCUAGUUCACCUCUAAAACCUUGCCUCUGUACCUGAUUAUCAGGUGCAGAAGGAUAGGAAAACUGAAGGUAGUUACCAUAAGGUAUAAGGCUUAAGGUAUAGGACCACAUUCCCUUUCAUAGGACACACCCAAGAGCAAAAAUACUUUCUAGUACCUCAGAGAUAACUAAAGCUCAUAAAUUCUUCUAGCCAUUCAUUUAGAAAAAUGAACUAGGCAAAUAACUGGGGAUUCUGAGUUUUACUUGGAUAAUAUUAAACAUGAGCAAGGCAGUAAAUUUAAAUGAUAUAAAUGGAAAUGAUGACUUCCCAAACACAGAUUGGAAAAAAAGUGAAUGUGGUAGAUGUUGACGUUUAAUCAUAUUAAGGAAGCCUGGUUUGACCUUAAAUUUUUUGUGAUGGACAGACUGUUAACCUUUAUAAUUGAAGUGAUAACAGUGGUUGAUCUUUAUUGGUCAUAAUUUAGUAAUGACAGUGUUUCAAUUUUUAUUUCCAAGGAUAUUAACAUUUCAUUUGGCAUGAUGUCUGGUUAAUACUGAGAUUAUCCAGAAUGCAUUUUAGGCAUAAUAUUGUCUACAGAGAUGUGACUCCUCUCCUUUCUUUUUCUGACUUCAUUUUCCUUCUAUCUCCUACUUUUCCUGUUUUCCUUUUCACAUUUUAAUCGGUCAAUGUUUUGUUAGCGUGAAGUAAUUUCAGACUUCUGGUCAUUGUAUGAGAGUCCUGCUUUACUGUGGUAUUGCAGAUUAUAAUCCCAAAGAAGACUCACUAAGUUUAGUUAUAUAAAAUAGUCAAGAAUAAUAUAUUAAACUUAUUUCAUUUUAAAAUUUAAUGCUUGCUGCUUUUCAUUGGGAAAAUCAGAGCUUUUUCCCCCAGCUUCAUUCAAUAUUCUUAGCAAAUAAUGUGCACUCUAGCUUAACCACCAGUAUUACUUAAUUCCCUGAUGUUUUGUUCUAUUUAAAAAAAACAAAAACAACACAAAAUUUGAGGAAGCUACAGUUAAGGAUUCAUAUCAAUUCCAUAUAAUGACAGUAGCUUAAUACAGUGAGACAGAGUAAUGCUGUCCUGCCAAAAAAGAAUUUAUAGGUAGUUUAAAAAAUGGCUUUUUAGAGAAGAGGGUGUAGGAACUGAUGGCUGAUAUGGGAUAGAUAAGAGGUUUGAUGAGCUGAAUUUUUCAUCUCCUAGUUGUUGGAGUGUUGUUGGUAGGCCUGAAAUUUAACCAAAUUCAGAAGGCAGUAAUCCGUGACUGCCUUGAAUCAGAAGACUUGCAAAACCCUUUUCUAUUUUAACGCAGAGAUUCUUAACCGUUUUUGUGUCAUGGGCCCUCCAAAGCUGCUAGGCUCCUAAAAAGGUUUAAUUUAAAAAUCAUAAUGGAAGAAAUGCUAACUUUUAGUUAGAGGUUAGUGCAAACAAAGAUGCAAAUUUCUCCCUCCAUCCUGAAGUCUACUUACAGACCUCGGUUAAGAACUCUUGCAGUGAUACACUACCCAACUACCUUUGUGGCAAGCCAGAAUAUUUGGCAACUUGGAUCAAGGUAUUAUUGCCUUUGUGUAGGAGCUUAGCAGGAGGCUCAGACUUCAUUACAGGGUCUAAAUGCUGCUACUGUCUCCUUCUUUUCAUCUGACUUAAGUUUUUUUUUUAAAUUCUUCUCCCCAAAUAAUGGGAAUGAGGCUUAAACUACUGAUGUACCUAAUAAAGAUGCUGUGAGGAUAAGUGAAAUUUGUUUAGUUAUUUUUAAGCACUUUGAGAUUUUUCAGAUUAUGUUGAUGUCAAAAAUAGUACUACCCCACAUACCCCAAUAGUUAGACUUCUAGCAAUUGCAACAAAUGAGACACAGCCAUGACUCUAAAAGGCUUUCAAAUAGAAAAAAAAAAUCUAGCAUUUGAAAUAUCCCUUGUAAAGACCUGGAAGCCCUUUGAGGACAGGGACUGUGCCUACUUAUUUAUCUCUGCCGUUUUAGCACAUAGCACAGUGCCUUGUUAACAAUAGGUGCUUAAUAAAUUAGUGUGUUUUUAAAUGAAUGAAUGAUCGAAAAUACCCAUGCACUUUAUUCCAUAUAAGAAGCCCUUACCUAGAGCCUAUGGACUCAAACCAUUUUCCUUACUUUACCAAGAAUCUUGAUUGUAUGAAUUUUUUUUGGGGGGGGGCUGUUAAAAAAAAAAAAAGCAGGCACAAUGAUAGCGAUAAGCCUUUUGAAAAUGUGUAACCUGAUAGACAAUAAGGGAGAAUAUGCAAGGUAAAUGCUGCAUAACCAUUAGGGACCACAUAGUAUAAAGCAUCUUCUACUCAGCUCUAGCCCCACCCCAGGCAUCAUGGUAUUACCUCUCAGUAGAGUGAUUGAUCAUAUAGAUCACAUACUUGUUAAGAAUAUCGUAUUGUAACUGUUAAAAUGUAGGGAUAUUUCUAAUACAUGGUAGGAAUACUUCCAGAAAAUGUUUUAAAAUAAAACUUGGCACUUAAUAGCAUUUCUGAUACCCACUUAGGGCAUACCCCACUUAACUACUAGUUCUGGGUCAGUGAGGCAUUACUGUACUCUGUAUUUUCUUUUACUUUUAAACAGGCAAUCUGGAUAAUUUUUAAUCAUUAUCUAGAGAUAUAAUUAAUUAGCAUGUUUCAAAAAUAAGUUGUUCUGUUGUAAAUACUGGCCUGGGUUGAGGAUUUGGUAGUAAUGCCUCAGGAAAAUAGGUCCAUGUAUUUUAGUGGUAGGAAGAUUAAAUUUUUCCAGUAAUGUGGAAAUCAAAAUUUGUUUGACUUCUCAUGAUACAGGGAAACACAGCAUCUCCUGGGUUACUUGUGAUGAGGCUUUUAAAAUUAAAAUUAUCUGUAUUUGACAUAGUGCCUUCAAGUAGUCAGUCCUGACUUUUCUGGGUCUUUUAACUGUAGUAGUAUAAAUACUAAUUCUUGCAGUUUUCUUUUAUAGUUUAAUAUAACUAGGAAGAAUAAAUCAAUGUGUACACAAGCUCACUGUAUAGCCAACUUUUUAUUAGACUGAAAGAAUCCAUAAUGUGAUAUGUUUGUUUUUUAGCUUAAAAUUAUAUUUAUUUUAGUGUUCAUGUGUGUAUGGGGAGGGGGAGUUUUUUAUUUUUUUAUUUUUGGCAACCUUACAGAAUUUUAUGUAUUCACUUACUGAAGCAUAAUCUGUAAGGCUUUUUUAUUUUUUGUUCCUUUAAGGCUUUUUUAUUUUUUGCUUUUAUGUUUGCCUAGUAUAACUUUAUGAUGCGAUGUUUGCUAAAAUCUUUGUGUGAAAAGAACAUUUUUUUAUUCUCUAUGGUGGGAGCUACAAGUGCAUUGAAAGCCCAGGAUUUAUCCUUUUUUUUUUGUAUAUAAAAUAUAUGUAUAUAUACACACACACACACAAAGCACAACAUAAAUGAUGUAUUUCCAGUAUUGCCCCAAUUUCAACUCUAAACCCCACCAAAAACAUUUCCAUUUUGUUACAUAUAAAGAUGGAGAACCUGAUAUUGGAAAUUCCAAAUAGUAGGUUAUCUACUCAUUUCAUCAGAGAUCCUAGAUUAUUAUAAAUUCUGUAUGUUAUUCUGUGUCUGUUUGUGUGUCAUAGAGGGAACAGGGGAAGCCCAACUGUUAAGAAUAUACAGUUAACAAAACUUACUGCCAAUAUAUUCACUGUCAGUGUAGGAAAUGGGGUCUGGUGAUUUGUAGCUUACUUGGCCUUUUUUUCCCCACAGCCUUCUAGGGUAGGGGACUAAAAUUGGAACUCCUUAUUUCUGGACUGGUGGUGUAUUAACAUUCUUCUUUAGGCUGCCAAGUCUGUCUUAAUUGUAAAGUUACUUUGUAAAACAUUGCCAUUUACAAGCAAUUCCAUAAAUAAGUCUUAGUUUUUUAAAAAAAAUGAUUCACAUUUUAAUAGUGUGAAUGCUUUAUAUAGUUAAUUCCUACAUGCACUUCUAUUUGAGAGAUCUGGGUUACUUUUUUUUUUCUUCUUCAUGGGGGACCUCAACUAACCUGAAUCAAAUCUAGAUAAUGAACAGCAGAUUUGAAACUUAAAUGAUUGUCACCUUGCCUUUUAUCUUCUCAGAGUAGCUGCAUUGUACCAUCUUAUUUAUACAGAUGCGUUCUUCCCAACCUAUUGUCUUGACCUAUGAUGCAGUGGUAUUAAUAGCUAAAAGAAUUAGUGUUCUUCUAUUUGUGAUUAUUUCCUCUUCAAACCAGUAUCCAUUCAGAAUUGUGUAGGGGGAAUGAAUUUAUGUGAGAGAUAUAUAGAUAUAUAUAAUAUAUAUACGUAUAUAUAUUAUAUAUAUUAUAUAUAUAUAUAUAUAUAUAUACGUAUACAUAUACGUGUGUGUGUGUGUAUAUUUUUUCCCAUGGGGGAGGAGUUGUGGAGAAUUCUUAAUACUUCUGCCUAAGGACUACUGAUAUUAGGGACCCAAAUAAAUUUUACAUUUUUGAACUGUUUCCUUUAAGACUUGGGGAAGGAUAGAGCACCACAGAAUAGAAAAACUGGAAGGUGUGAUCUUAAAAGCUGGGUAUUAUUUUAGUAAAGGAGUGAAUCCUUAAGGACAGAAGUAUCAAAGAAGUGAUUGUUCUCAGAAUUUUAAGUAAGGAAAGGGCUUGACUUUGGCAGUGUAUGGUAGAGCAAAAAAAUAAUUACAGGUAAUACAGUAUGCGUGCUGUACCCUUUAUUGUUGUUUUGAAGUUAAAAUGGUUAUAUGUGAUAAUUUAAAGAAAUGUUUUGAAUAUUCUUUUAAAAUGUGAGCACUCUACAGUUUUAAUUAUGGACAUAUGCUACAUUUUUGGUGGUGUGUGUGUCUUCUCUUACACCAUUUUAGUUUCUUAGUCAACAAAAGUUAGGAAAAGGGCAGAGGAAAGCAUUCUCACUUUUGGAAUCCCUACUGUUUAGACCAGUACUGACUAUCAUAUAUGGCAAUUCUAUAUUAAUGUGCUCUGCGUCUCAAUACUUUUAUUUUUUAAUAAGGUGGAUAUCAAAAAUAGUUGCUGUGCAAAAUGUUAGUAGUCUUCUUCAAGAAGAAAUAAAUUCUUUUUCUAAUAUCCUGUGAAAUCUCUUCAUUCAUUCCUUUACUUUUAAGCCAAAUGUCAGCAGAGUACUGCUGCUUUUAUCUAGUAACUUUGAUAUGUAAGUAUUAAUGCAUUUUUAAAAGAUGUCUGUAAUAAAUGACUUGUUCUUCAUCUUGGCCCACUCCACUAUCUUGUGCAGCUUUUUCUAUGAGAGACCAUUUAAUACACUGGGGCCGUGUAUUUAUGUAUAUGUAUUGUUUUAAUUUGUUGGCCAUGUGCACCGAAGACCAAAAAUUAUUGUAAAUGAACUUGUGGGAAAGUUAAUUUUAUGUUUUUAUUGUUGUUCAAUUUUCCUUUCAUUGAUUCUUCCUUCCCCCCAAUUCUUGAAAAAUAAAGUGGGCUUAUUUGGUUUCAGCUCAUUGUACAAUUUAGUUUAAUGCCCAGUAGAAUUUUGUAAAGCAGGUUAAUUCCAAUAUUGAAAGGGGUUUAGUGAAAGAAUAGAUUUAAAAUUAACUAGUCAUGACUAAUCUAAUUUCACUAUCCUAACCUAAUGUAUAUUAAAUAUGAUUUUAAAAGUUAUAGACAUAUUGUGUGAUACCAGUUUGAUGUGUUUUCACAAGUGUUAUAAAAAUUAAAAUUAAUCUGCUCAAGAAAUGGCAGUUUCCAUUACUGACUUGAUGUAAAAUAUGAAAAUAUGAUGGGGUUUUUUUUUGUGUACUUUGUGUGUGUGAUUUUGCCAGCUACAUUAGCCUUCAAAAGUAUUUGGAUACCUUAAGCCACAUUUGUUGCAGAGAACAUUCCUUUCUGUGGUAUUUUGUCCUGUACCUGAUGUAUAGUAAUUAUUUUACAGACACGUUAGCACUUCUGUACCAACUUUGAAUAAAAAUGAAAAAUUUA